AAUACGCCCACAGUACCUGCACUCUCCGUAUAAAAUCACUUUGGUCACUGUACUCUGGCAACUGCAAAUUACGGUCAUUAUGCUAACGUUGCUUGCUCACCAUACGGUCACUUGCGCCCGAAACGUACGUAUUUGCACAGCUGGCAUGCGAUUUUUGCAAUUACACCCUCCCCUAUCCCUCUUCCCCUUCCCCUCCCACUCGUUCCCCAUUCCACAUCCUGAGAAAUCCCUAGCUCGCAAGUCGCGGCCGCCGUCUCAGCCGCGCGUCGUCGCCAUCCGCGCCCACCCUCGCUCGCUGCCCCGCCCCCACUCCACCACCUGCCUCCACUCCCGCACGCAGCCGGAGUCGGCACGCAGGAUAUCCAGCGCGAGCUUGUCCUCCGCUACGAGCUUGUCGACGACGACCAUGUCCAGCGCGAGCUCGUCCGGGAUAGGUCGCGGUGUUGCUGCUGUUGUGCUCCCUCUAAUCAAGUGCCCUGACUGCAGUCAGACUGUGAGGCGAUUCUUCUCGCAGACCCCGGCGCAUACGAACAUCUUCUUCUACAAAUGCAUGAACCAUAAUCCAAAGAAAGGUGGUUGUGAUUUCUGGCACUGGGAGCUAUCAUAUGUUCUGCAUUUGGUGAAAUAUGGUCAUUCGGGAAGGCAUGAGCAUCAAGCAGGGCAGGGGCAUGGCCAACUCGCUGGGCAAGGGCAUGGCCAACAACCUGGACAUCUUCUGGUGCAAGAGGAAGGGAUUAAAGAGAUGAGAAGAUCAGUAGUUGCAGUAGGAAAUGAGGUUGUGGUUGUCUUGAAAAUGAUAGUUGCUUUACUAUUUGCACUUGUUGUGUUGUGUGGAGUUGCAGUGUUAAAAAUGUGAUCUUUGUGUGUUGGGGAAUAUGGAUGUAUCAAAUGAGAGUAU
This is a messenger RNA of Triticum dicoccoides, 898 nucleotides long. RefSeq lists its product as uncharacterized. The record is from RefSeq and is a predicted model, not a curated record. The transcript is spliced from 2 exons. Bases 80 to 856 code for a protein of 258 amino acids. NCBI's taxonomy places the organism in Eukaryota, Viridiplantae, Streptophyta, Magnoliopsida, Poales, Poaceae.